Acinonyx jubatus (cheetah) is the source of this 495-nucleotide messenger RNA. Its product is annotated as histone H2B type 1-B. The record is from RefSeq and is a predicted model, not a curated record. Gene Ontology annotation, molecular function: structural constituent of chromatin; protein heterodimerization activity; DNA binding. Gene Ontology annotation, cellular component: nucleosome. Lineage: Eukaryota; Metazoa; Chordata; Mammalia; Carnivora; Felidae. The transcript has a single exon. Bases 64 to 444 code for a protein of 126 amino acids.
CACAACACUAACCUUUGUUGUGGUGAGUGCGAUUAGCAUUUCUACAGCUCUUAGAAAAAAACCAUGCCUGAGCCCUCCAAAUCUGCUCCUGCUCCGAAGAAGGGCUCCAAGAAAGCCAUCACUAAGGCGCAGAAGAAGGAUGGCAAGAAGCGCAAGCGCAGCCGCAAGGAGAGCUAUUCCAUCUACGUGUACAAGGUGCUGAAGCAGGUGCACCCCGACACCGGCAUCUCGUCCAAGGCCAUGGGCAUCAUGAACUCGUUCGUCAACGACAUCUUCGAGCGCAUCGCGGGCGAGGCGUCGCGCCUGGCGCAUUACAACAAGCGCUCGACCAUCACGUCCCGGGAGAUCCAGACGGCCGUGCGCCUGCUGCUGCCCGGGGAGCUGGCCAAGCACGCCGUGUCCGAGGGCACCAAGGCCGUCACCAAGUACACCAGCUCCAAGUGAGUGUGUUUGGAGGCACAGUCCAACCCAAAGGCUCUUUUCAGAGCCACCCAC